Amphibalanus amphitrite is the source of this 1785-nucleotide messenger RNA. Its product is annotated as UPF0687 protein C20orf27 homolog. The coding region runs from base 628 to 1137 and encodes 169 amino acids. Lineage: Eukaryota; Metazoa; Arthropoda; Thecostraca; Balanomorpha; Balanidae. The record is from RefSeq and is a predicted model, not a curated record. The transcript is spliced from 3 exons.
AUGAAGGGGGUGCACUGCCGACUUUUAGUCCCUUUCUUUCCAUGCAACACCCAUAGGGCUAACAUUAAAAUGCCAAAGUCAAAGGGGGGCAUCAGGCAUGGUGCCUUGCCCUGGUGCCCCCCCCCCCCCCAUUCUGCCACCUAUGAUAGGUAACAAUGGCAAUUUCCUUGAAAAGGCAUUUCAGUUUCCAGUUGUGUUGGAUGCAUGAUCUGUAACACCUAUAACUUAGUUAUUAAAACUAGCAACAGGCAUAGUAUUAUGUCCACAUGGAAGCUUCAGUAAUGUUUUUUUUUUAAAAUAAAAUUGAGAGCAUCAUUUUCUAGAUGAAAGAACUAUAUCACAAAUUAUCUGACUGAAGCAUUUAUCCCAGUUCUGUUCUAUAUUCAGAACUGAUCAAAUUUCAAUUUUGGCUGUUUAUUUUCAAUUGUUUGAUUUAAUGUUGACCAUAAAAUCACAAUUAUCAAAAAUACAAAGGAAAUGUCUAUUGGUGAAAAAUGAUAUUUUACCUUUAACUCUGCAAUCAUUUACUGAACACUGAUCUGAUUGUGUCCAUUGCAAUGCUUCCUAUCAGGUAACCAGCAGCUUGUGGAUGAUGAUUUAAUAUAGCUCACACUAUCACUUCAAUGGAUGGAGGUCUCUGAGCCGACCAACCACGCGGCGGCGGCCGCUGAGCGAGCCGAGCACCACGUCCACUUCAGCGAGACGGGCGAGGACGGCGACCAGCUGGAGCCCGUCCACAAGGUGGACGUGUGUGUGGAGGAGGACAAGAUCGCCAUCCACGCCGGCUUCCUGAAGGCGCUGCACCAGUACCGGGUGACGUGCCGCGUGCCGGUGCGCUGUCACGGCUGGACACCGACCGACAUACCCAGUCUGCACUGGCGCGUGCAGACCACUCACGAGCUGCCCGACGGCGGCACCGAGCUGACGCUGCACGUGGUCGCCAGGAAGGAGAAACUGCUCAAGGAGAAGCUGGUGCUGACGGCGCCCGAUGGCUCCGACUCGGUCACACUGGAGCUUAACGCCCGAGUUCUCGGCAAAAAUACGGGCACGCCGUUUUUACGAGACGGUGUCCAUCUAGAAGGCGUAAUAAAGGAUGACGACGCGUCCGAGUCGUCCGACUGGCGCGGGUUUGACUGAGCGGCGCCGGCAGUGAGCAGUGCCGCUGCUCGUCGCUCGCUCUCAGGGCCGCUGCUGCGGUGCACGCCACCGCUGGGGCCGCUGCUGCGGUGCACGCCCGCCGUGCAGGGGCGAACCGGUCGGCGCGCCGCCGGCGCCAGGCGGACGGACAGAACGGUGCGCCGGUGCCGCGCGGCGCGCGGGACUGCUGACAGAGCUUGGACCUGGAUCGACGGCCGGGCCGUGUGCGGACGCGAGUGUGACUGACCGAUGUUGUACAGUGUGACCAGCGUGCCGUCUGCCGUGUGCGUGCUCGCCGUGCAUUGAGUCGCUAGUUGUUAAGCCAUUCCAGUACAAAUGCACGCACUGUUCUGCCGCGCUCAUAUUAUCUGUUGACCGUGUGCGGGCGGAGCGUGUAGCGGUGGGUGAGCUGGGACCAGUGUUCCCCUUCUCCGGGUCGCCGCCACUCGGCUGACGUAGGGCCGUGCCGUGGCCGCGCCUCCUGGCACGCCCUCGGCCUGCCGUGCCGGACAGUGGGCCGGUCUGACAGCCGGCUGGGCCGGGGCCUCGUGUCGGGCCGCGCCAGAGCGUCCCAUCCCCGCCGUGAAGUGACGUCGCUCUUCCCGGCCGCACGCCAGCGACUGCCUAAUAAACUGAGUUGGAGACGGU